AAGAAAACAAUUAGUAUUAUUAUUGUAAGUUUUCACUACACAAUCAUAAAAGCUUUAUUGGAAAGCGUAGCAUUUUUUUACAUCCUAAAAAAAUUGCUGAGUUGGCUUGCGCGUCGCACCGUCAGUCUGCCGUAACGUGGCGGCGCUGCGCUCGUGUGUGUGCUGCAGGAGUGGCUCAGUGGCUCGAACUGUCAUUGUUCAUGUAGUUUUCUGUGAUAAGAAUUACUGUGAAAUUAUAGUUUAGCGAACUAAUUUACACAAUCACGAUGUCCGCCUCGGGUGAAUUCGGCAAUCCUUUACGCAAGUUCAAGCUGGUUUUCCUAGGGGAACAAAGCGUGGGGAAGACGUCGCUCAUCACUAGGUUCAUGUAUGAUAGCUUUGACAACACUUAUCAGGCAACAAUUGGGAUCGACUUUCUGUCGAAGACUAUGUACUUGGAGGACCGCACGGUCCGGCUUCAGCUGUGGGACACCGCGGGCCAGGAGCGGUUCCGCUCCCUCAUACCUUCCUACAUCAGGGACUCUACUGUCGCUGUCGUGGUUUAUGAUAUUACCAAUGCGAACUCAUUCCACCAGACCUCCAAAUGGAUCGAUGACGUCCGCACGGAGCGCGGCUCCGACGUGAUCAUCAUGCUGGUUGGCAACAAGACGGACUUGUCGGACAAGCGCCAGGUGUCCACUGAAGACGGAGACAGGAAGGCGAAGGAGCUCAACGUUAUGUUCAUAGAGACCAGCGCUAAGGCUGGCUAUAAUGUCAAACAGUUGUUCCGACGAGUGGCAGCCGCGUUGCCCGGAAUGGACUCUGCCGAGAACAAGCCGCCGGAAGACAUGCACGAGGUGAUUCUGAGGCAGGCGCCCGGCGACAGCAAGGAGCCCGACAGCGGCUGCGCCUGUUAGUGCCCGUGCUCACGCUGCGGACUGCCACCGACCACUGGCUUAUAUUGUGUACUAGCUUUAUUGGGGUACUUGACGUUUACAUCUGUCAAACCGCCAUUUGCAAAGAUUCUGUGGUGAUACCAAGCGAUAAUGUCACUGAUUUUCAAAUGUUUUUUUUAAACACUUGAGUCUACAAUUCUUGACAGCAGAAUAAUAAGACCUUAUAACUGUUCAAAAUGUUUGGUGUCAACUACCCAAUUGUUAAGCCUCAUUUGACCUCAAGAAAAGCAGAUGAAACUGUACUUCUGUGGUAUAGGUUGUAUACAAUAAUGUUAGUGAGGUUGUCGGACGAUAUCCCGCGGUCCGCAGCAGGCCGGCCACAAGCGAAGUGUAUGAACCGAUCUGAUACGUGCUAGCGUGCUUUUGUGUGUUUGUCUACAGUGAUAUUAGAUUUUAAUGUAUAUUCAACUAGUUUUCAAAUUAUAACGAAUUAAGGCAUAAUUUUUAUAUGACUCCCUACUGUUUUAUAUAGACCUUUGUUUGUUGUAACUAAUGCCAUAUGUUGGGCGGGUCGUAGGUUCCUUUAACGACAGUUCAACGAUAGCAGUUGUCUUGUACAUGACGCUCGUUAGUUGCCAUAUUUGACGUAGACGUGUCUGUGAAAAUAAGAUUGUGUCACCCGCCCUAAGUAAUAAUUCGCUAGAACUUAGUUAUGAAACUGAAAUGGUGUCCUUCUCCUAUGUGAGGCAAAUCGUGAAAAUUAUGAAAAUGAAAAAUUUUGUGUCAAGGAAAUUUUGGUUAGUUCGUAUGAUUCCUAUAAAAGGUUGAAAUAGGACAAUAGUACUGUUUAUGAACUAAAGGUCUAUGUAAGACAGCGAUGUGCUACUUUGACUACGCAUUUACACAAAAGCACUAUGUAUUAGCCGCACUAGGAAAAUGAGUACUUAUGUGGGAAUUUAUUUAGACACGCUCUGCGCUUUGUGCUAAGAAAGAAAUGGGAAUAAAACAAGAAUUUUCAAGUGCAUAUUGCUUUUUGAACCGCUUAAAAAAUAAAGAACAUCUUCGACAGUUAUAGCACAGCAAGUGAAAAUUAAAUUCCCUCAUUGUUUUAUCCCUUUGAUAAUAUUAUUAUAUAAAUGUAUUCUAAGCGAGUUUUUAUAUUUAAGUUAUCGUAUGAGACUGAGACUGCACGCCCUCUAUUGUCACCAUGAAGCUUAUAAACUAUGGGUUGGUAGCAGGACUUACGCUGGCUCCAUACGUUGGCCCAAUGCUGGCUCCAACACUAUAUCAGCAUGUUCCUCUAGAAUAAAGCAUUGACCACCAACACACGCGCCAAAAUUGGGAGUUGGUCACCAUGUCGAUUUUCAAAGGAGUCAAACCUCGCUUUCCGUCCUCACUUUGGUAGGAAUGUUGGCACCAACGUGUUGAGCCGGCCUUAUGCGAAACUGAAGCCGUAUUGUGACAAGUUCAAGAGAAGAAAAAGAUCCUUUUCGCUCUGUGACGUGUGACAGAACGGCGUUUGAACUGACAAGAAUAUUAUUACUAAGAGAGAAUUAUACGUGUUUAUUGAUUGAUGGUGAGGCGGCAUCGUAACGUUUGCAAUGUCAUGUCAUUGGAGUCCCCUUAAGCAUACUUGUUGCUAAUAUUUACAGUGUUUUGAUGUUUUGUCUAAUAGCAUUUCUUUUUUUUUAUUUUGAUACAGUCAAGUUUUGUUGACAUGGCAACACUUCAUUUUGAUACUUUUAGAGGGUCUGUUGGUAGCAAAUUGUGUGUCCUAUUCUUUAUUGCCUUAAGUGUAAAAAUCUAAGCAAUUUUCUAUCGUUCAAUUUGUUCAAACAGUGUAUAUUCUUUCUUACAAUGGAACCGGGAAUACUGAACGUUACGGUGGCCUGCCUCUAUUUAAUGUUACGGUAUAAGAGCUGCUCUGUAUGUUGUACAUAGCGUGUGGCGGCGAGACUCCGCUUUUCCCUCGUAAAAUUCACUGUUCCUAUUACUUUGAACGUCAAAUGUUUAUUAUCCGAUUCAUAUUUUUAGUGCCAAAGAAGUUACGGUUGAAAACCGACAUGCGUCUUUGACACAUAUAAAUAUCUUAAGAGAAUUGGGAGUCCCGCGGUCUCUGUACAUUAGUAUUAUUUAUUUACUUAGUGCUUAAGUGCAUAAACUUACGAUUCUUAUGUCUUAAACGAUUUUAGUGAGAUUUCACAGCUAGCUUUCUCGUGUCGAUAUCGAUAAAUUUAUAGAUAACACUAUUUUGUAAAUGUAUCAUUCCAAUGUGCUUUGUUAAUGAUAUAUAAUAUAAUCAAUACAUAUAGCAAUAUAUACAAUAAUUUUUAUUAAUGUUUGGCCUCGUAAAGGAUAUUUAAUAAAUUUAAUGCUUAUUUAUAAUUAUCAUAAAUUAUUUUUAUAAUUUAUUUUAGGUGCAAUAUAUUUUGUACAAUUUUAUUGUUGCAGCUGUUUAUUUCAGUAACGAAAGUUUUCUACUAUAUAUUGGGUAAUAUUAUUCAAAUAAAUUUUACUAUUCUACUAUUACCAAUAUUGAUUUUAAGGAUAUUUUUAUUUAUUUCUACAUGUUCAUAUUAAAUUAAAUUAUACUUGUUUAAAUAUUAAAAAUCAGAAUAUUUUUUUUUGAUUUGAUUUGAUAACGUUCAGAUCCGUAUCAUUUGCUAUUACCACAAUAUAUCGUUGAAAAUUCUUGUUAUCCAAAAUCAAAUUAUGUACGUAUGUGUAAUAAAAACUACAGCUUCAUUCCUAUUGCAGUCUUGGGUGCACUCAAAUGUAUUAUGUAUUAUACCUUUUUAUGUUUAGUGCUCUUAUAAAUGUUACUAUAAUAUUUUAUUCGUAUAUUUUGCUCUGUAAAUUAUUAAGUAAUCAAAUAUUGUAAAUUAAAUACAUGUAUAUCGAAUUUUAUAUAAAGUCAGAUCGGAUAUUUAUAAUGAGAUUGACAAUACUUUUUAGUCUGACUGAUUUUUUGAAUCCUCAGAAAAUUAAAUGAAUUAAUUCCAUUAUGUCAAUUAUUUUAGGUACUUGAGGCUUGUAUUUUGUGCUAUCAAGUUUAUUUAAACGUACUAAAAGUAGUAUGAGUGUACCCCACGGUUGUAGAAAUUGACAAGAAAAUGUAAAUACCCAUAUCACGCUGGUUUAUUUUGAAUAAAAUAUUUAAAACACUUAA
Molecule: messenger RNA, 4044 nt
Organism: Helicoverpa zea (corn earworm)
Lineage: Eukaryota; Metazoa; Arthropoda; Insecta; Lepidoptera; Noctuidae
Gene: Rab6
Product: ras-related protein Rab6
Exons: 6
Coding region: 267-896 (209 amino acids)
Molecular function (GO): GTPase activity; GTP binding
Source: RefSeq, a predicted model, not a curated record